AUGCAGCCACCACUGGAGAAUGAGUCCAUUGUCUUAGUAUUUACACUCUCUGGACUAAAUGAAAUGAUGGGAAACAGAUUUGUGUUUUUUUCUUUGACUGCACUGUAUUAUCCAUUAAUCGUGUUGUGUAAUGGGAUCAUUAUUUACACUGUAAUCUUGCAUAAGAAGCUUCAUGAGCCAAUGUAUGUAUUUAUAUGUAAUUUGUGUAUGAAUGGACUUUUUGGCACAGCUGGAUUCUACCCUAAAUUCAUGUAUGAUUUAUUAUCCCAAUAUCACUUGAUUUCGUAUGUUGGAUGUUUGAUUCAGAUAUUUGUCAUUUAUUCAUAUGUUUUGUGUGACUUUUCAACAUUAACAGUGAUGGCAUAUGACAGGUAUGUGGCAAUAUGUAGACCACUGGAGUAUCAUUCAGUAAUGACCAAUCAGAGAAUACUUGAAUGCAUCCUUUUCUGCUGGCUUUCUCCAUUUUUUUGCAUGUGUGUUUUAAUUGUAGUAACAUCAAGGCUAACCUUAUGUGGCUCUAGUAUUGAAAAGCUAUAUUGUGAAAACUGGUCAGUUGUUAAACUGUCCUGUUUUUCUACAACAGUAAAUAAUGUGAUUGGGUAUGUAAUCAUUAUUAUAUAUUUUGGACAUGCAGUAUUUAUAUUUUGCUCAUACAUUCACUUGAUUGGAAAAUGCAGAAAGUCAACAGAGGGCAGAAAAAAAUUCAUACAAACAUGUGUACCACAUCUGCUUGCACUGCUCAAUGUAACUGUUGCAUUGCUGUUUGAUGUGCUGUACACUCGGUAUGGUUCUAGGAGUAUGCCACAAGAUUUGCGUAAUUUCAUGGCACUAGAAUUUCUACUCGUUCCUCCCAUGUUAAAUCCCCUUAUUUAUGGACUAAAUCUGACAAAACUACGGAAGGAAGUAAUGAGACUUUUUAAAAAAAGAAGUAGAAAUAUUUGA
Sinocyclocheilus grahami is the source of this 942-nucleotide messenger RNA. RefSeq names its product olfactory receptor 6N1-like. Gene Ontology annotation, biological process: G protein-coupled receptor signaling pathway; detection of chemical stimulus involved in sensory perception of smell. The transcript has a single exon. The record is from RefSeq and is a predicted model, not a curated record. NCBI's taxonomy places the organism in Eukaryota, Metazoa, Chordata, Actinopteri, Cypriniformes, Cyprinidae. Gene Ontology annotation, cellular component: membrane. Gene Ontology annotation, molecular function: odorant binding; olfactory receptor activity; G protein-coupled receptor activity. Bases 1 to 942 code for a protein of 313 amino acids.